Molecule: messenger RNA, 1275 nt
Organism: Pieris macdunnoughi
Lineage: Eukaryota; Metazoa; Arthropoda; Insecta; Lepidoptera; Pieridae
Source: the annotation of a GenBank genome assembly
AUGGCUGCAUUAAAGAACACCAAGAAUUUAAGGGUAUUUAAAAUCUUAGCUACAAGAUACUCCCCACAAGUUAAAUCAACAAGAAAUUUAAAUCUUCAAGAGUAUCAUAGUAAAGAUUUAUUAAAAAAAUAUCAUGUGUCUAUUCAGAACUUUCGGCUAAUAGACUCUAGUCUGGAUCCUAAACCAUUGUCAGAUUUUAAAGCCAAUGAAUAUGUUGUUAAAGCACAAAUUUUAGCUGGUGGCCGUGGUAAAGGACAUUUUGAUAAUGGGUUCAAAGGUGGAGUUCACUUUACUAAAGACCCACUACAAAUUAUUUCUUUAGCAAAACAUAUGAUUGGUCAUAAGUUAAUUACAAAACAAACUCCAAAGGAAGGUAUUUUGGUUGAUAAAGUAAUGGUUGCUGAAAGUGUUAACAUUAAACGGGAAACCUAUCUGAGUAUUGUCAUGGAAAGAAGUUAUAAUGGAGCAGCAUUAGUGGCUUCACCAGCUGGUGGUAUGGAUAUAGAGGCUGUAGCAGAAGAAACCCCUCAUUUAUUAAAAACAAUACCAGUAGAUAUUUAUGAAGGUGUAACAGAUGCAAUGGCAAAAGAGUUAGCAGAGUUUAUGGAAUUCAAAGGAGUAAUGGUUAAUAAGUGUGCAGAAGAAAUCAAGAAACUGUGGCAGCUUUUCCUUAAGGUAGAUGCAACACAAUUGGAAAUUAAUCCUUUAGUAGAAACUGAUGAUGGUCGGGUUGUUGCAGUUGAUGCUAAAAUUAACUUUGAUGAUAAUGCACAAUUUAGACAAAAAGAUAUAUUUGCCCUUGAUGAUGUAUCUGGAGUGGACCCUAGAGAAGUAGAAGCAACAUCAUUAAAUUUGACAUAUAUUGAUAUGGAUGGAAGUAUAGGCUGCAUGGUCAAUGGAGCUGGUUUAGCAAUGGCUACAAUGGACCUUAUCACGUUAAGUGGUGGAAAACCAGCUAAUUUCUUGGACCUUGGAGGAGGAGUAGGUCAAUCGCAAGUGUCCGCUGCAUUAAGAAUAUUGGAGUCUGACCCUAAAGUGAAGGCUAUAUUUGUCAAUGUUUUUGCUGGUAUCGUAAAUUGUGCAACGGUUGCAAGUGGUAUUGUGGCAGCGUGCAAGCAAAGUCCUCCAAAACACCCGCUUAUUAUUAGAUUGGAGGGUACAAACGCAGCUCAGGCAAAGACAAUUCUAGAGCAAUCGGGACUCAAUAUCAACAUGGUAAAUGACGCCGAUGAAGCAGCGAAGUUAGCUGUCAAAUUAGCAAAUGAACAAAAAUAA